Molecule: messenger RNA, 1521 nt
Organism: Sphaerulina musiva SO2202
Lineage: Eukaryota; Fungi; Ascomycota; Dothideomycetes; Mycosphaerellales; Mycosphaerellaceae
Product: polysaccharide lyase family 4 protein
Exons: 3
Coding region: 1-1521 (506 amino acids)
Biological process (GO): pectin catabolic process
Molecular function (GO): carbon-oxygen lyase activity, acting on polysaccharides; carbohydrate binding
Source: RefSeq, a predicted model, not a curated record
AUGGCUAUCUUCAACAUCCUCCUAGCCCUCCUCGGCUUCCUUCCUGCUGCCUUUGCGGCAUUCGGGUUGACGGAGAACAGUGAUAGCUUCAUUGUCGAUGCAGGCUCUUCCAAUCCCCUGAUCGCGACCAUUCGCAAGUCCGACUGUGACAUCCGCUCCAUUCUCUACUAUGGCAACCAGCUGCAGAACCCAGAUUCGCAAGGCACACAUAUCGGCUCUGGAUUGGGGAGUGCUACGGUUACGGCUCAGACGAUCAGUAACAAGUACAUCAAGAUCACCUGUGAAACCUCAACUCUGACCCAUUACAUCGUCGUGGUCUCCGGUCAAUCGAACCUGUACAUGGCAACAUACAUCACCGCCGAACCAUCGAUCGGGGAGCUUCGCUACAUUGCCCGUCUCGACAGCUCGAAACUACCGGAUGAGUACCCCUUUGGCGAUGUCUCUACCACCAAGCCAAGCACUUCCACCGUCGAAGGAUCCGACGUCUUUGUCGUCAACGGCCAGACUCGAAGCAAGUUCUAUUCAUCCCAGCGUUUUAUCGAUGACGAUGUCCACUGUGUCGGCAGCGGAUCACUCCACGCGUGCUUUGUCAAGCCACAGUACGAAUCUUCCUCCGGUGGACCUUUCUUCCGAGAUAUCAACAGCAACAAUGGUGGAGUGUAUACCUCUCUCACCUUCUACAUGAACAGCGGACAUGUACAGACCGAGAAGUACCGCAUGGGGCUCCAUGGCCCAUAUGCUCUCACGUUCACUCGCAGCGGCAUCCCAAGGCUGAGAGACUUUGAUUUCUCCUUCUUCGCCGAUCUCAACAUCAAAGGCUACGUUCCCACUUCCGGCCGUGGCUACGUAUCCGGUACAGCAACAGGAACCGCAAGCGGCCUCGACAGAAUAGUACAUUGGUACAACGACGCGGCCCAAUAUUGGGCCGACGGCACCAGCGGAAGAUUUACCUCUCCGGCCAUGAAGCCCGGCACGUAUACCAUGAAACUCUACCAAAACGAACUCGAAGUCGCCUCGCAGAGCGUGCAAGUCUCUGCCGGCUCCACCACCACCAGCAACAUCGCCAGCGCCCUCAAAGAACCUUCUUCUCGCCUCUGGACCAUCGGUGUCUGCGAUGGCCAACCCACGGGUUUCCGCAACGCCGACAAGCAACUCCGCAUGCAUCCCUCCGACUCUCGCAUGUCUUCAUGGGGACCUCUGACGUACACCGUCGGCAGCUCCUCUCUCACAGACAUGCCCAUGGCAAUUUUCCAGAGCGUCAAUAGCCCGCAAACUAUCUCUUUCACUCUCACUUCGAGUCAACUCGGAGCUGCGACUCUUCGUAUUCGAACUACUCUUGCGUUUGCUUCUGGCCGCCCUUCUGUGGUUGUCAAUAGCUGGAGUGGCAGAGUCCCUGCUGCUCCGACGAGAAUCGAUAGUCGUGGUGUGACGCGUGGUGCGUAUCGGGGUUAUGGAGAGGCGUAUGAAUUUGCGAUCCCGGCGGGUACGUUGAAACUAGACGAGGGUCUUACUUCGGGAUAG